AUGUCUGCCUCCGAGGAUCUUAUUGAUUUUGAUAUUAUUGAAAGCCAAAAGGAGAAUAUCCAAUCUUUACCCGGAGGACGAUCAGCGCGCACCCUCGCAAACUUGUUUUCUCCAUCUCCUCUUCACAAAUUAUCAACACCAACACCCUCGGACACACAGAACCUCAACGAUGCGAUCAGGCAGGAAUAUGAGACCGAGCUGCUUAAUAUUGCCGAAUCAGAUGAUCCUCUAGAUAUCUAUGAUCGUUAUGUGCGAUGGACACUCGAUGCAUAUCCCUCUGCGCAAGCAACACCAGCAUCACAGCUGCUUCCUCUCCUAGAGCGCGCGACCAAGACUUUUCUCAACUCACCACAAUACAAGAAUGACCCUAGAUAUUUGAAGCUUUGGUUAUCCUAUAUUCGUUUCUUCUCAGACACUCCACGCGAGACAUUCGCCUUCCUAGCUCGUCAUAACAUCGGUGAAAGUUUGGCGCUGUUUUACGAAGAGUUCGCGGCAUGGCUUGAAGGCGCAGGAAGAUGGACGCAGGCAGAAGAGGUCUACAAGUUAGGCAUUGACAGAGAAGCGCGGCCAACACCACGACUCCUUAGAAAAUAUAACGAGUUCCAGGUCCGAUUCUCGCAACAGCCCGAGAACCUGAAUGAGCCAUCAUCUCCGGCCUUACCCACGGUGCGCCCUGCGUUGGCUGCGAAAAUUGACCCCUUUGCUGCUGCAGCUCCACGAGAUCCUCAAGCGCCAAGGCCCAACUCUGGCAUUGGAGGAUCAUCGACAACAAAGAGUGGGCGCCAAAAGAUCGCCGUUUUCUCGGACAACGAUGCUGCUGCUCCAGCCUUGGCGCCAGGGGAUGCAACGAAAGGAUGGCAGAGUAUUGGUUCUCUAGCAGAUCGCAAGAAAGAGAAUAUAGUAGAGCCAAAGCCAUGGGUGGGAGAGACCCUGAAGGCAGGAGGGAAGAAGAGCAGUACCAAAAUUGCGGUAUUCAAGGACGAGGCAAGUUCAACUUUUCAUUCCACUCCUCGUCAUACAAAUAUUGAUGAUCACAGGACUAAUGAUUGGCGAUUUUGGCGCUUUGUAAUUCAGUCUUUACCUCAAACCAUGUGCCAACAAAUUCCUCCACCUGCUAUGCAACGAGUGACGGUGAAUCCGAAGAAUGGGAGGAGUGAGCAUGUUUUCGUUAAUCUUGAAGCUUUAUACCCAAACCCCAACAUACCGGGGACCGAAUUAUGUUUUGAAGAGUUGAUAGCCGCUCAUCGCGGGUGGCUUCAUAAAGUGUGGAAGCCGGAGACCGCCCGGCAAUCGAAUGACUCUGCAGAAAUGGAGGAUAGAACAGAAGAUUCUCAUAUCAGCAAUGAUACAAUCAGCCGAGGAGUCUCGGAAAAGCUUACUAUAGCUCGUGAUCCUGUUAUGAUGGAUGAAAAUGGAGCGGUUAAAGAGCCCAGCCGUGAAGGGAAAAUCAGGAGGAUGAAGAUUAAAGAAGUCAAUGAGACACAAAUUAUCAAGGCAAAGCUCUCAUCACCGUCUGGUCCUAAAAUGACAAAACGGAAGGCUGCCAAGGAACCCACCAUGACUCUUCAUACUCGGGCUGCUACUGAUGAAAUCUACGAUAUCUUCAGUCAGCCCUUGAAAUCGGCAAAUGACGAGGAAGACGAUGACGAGACUGACGAUGACGAUGGGGACAUGACAGAUGGAGACUACACCAGCGGAGGUGAAAGUACUGGAACGGGUCGAUUGGUCACCACCAGUGAAGCAGGAGACGACGAUGAAACUUCAGAUGUGAAAAGUGUCAGUGAAUGGUCUGAUUUCACUGCCAGAAAGCAUAUCCCAAACCUUGAUGACGAUGAAGACGACAACGACACACGAGCCUCCAAGUUUAGUGAGGCAGAUGAAGACCUCGAGGCCAUCGAAAUUGAAAUCCCCCAAUCUUUAGAAGCACCUGAACCGGCAGUUGUCACCCCUGUCUCCCCAGAGCUUCCGCCAAAUCCUCGGACGAUGUUUGUUCCCAUUCCCCCUGAAGAUUACGAACCCCCAAUUCAUCCAUAUCGGGACCCAUCCCAAGUCCCACAACACCGUCUCCCGUUUAUGACACCAAUUGCCGAAAAGACAGAAUCAUCAAUAGGCCUUGCAACGGCAAGGGAGGAGAAGGACUACUUUGAUUCGAGGACACCCAGCAAGUCCAAUGGGUCAACUAUGCCGCCUGUGAGGCCCAUAGACGGAAUUGGCAGUAGCCCUUUCAGGGAAAUCGUUAAUGAGGCUAUGCCGGAGAAGAUUGCGCAACCUCUUUUGGGCAAGAGUCUGAAGUCUACUAAGACAACCGCAGCGGCAGUAAAACCCCAAGCUGCUGGUGCGCCACCAACGAAAGAAACGGUCCCCAAAGGGCCCAUUGUUAAAGAUGCUCAAUGCAACCCGGUAGAUGACUACACUCGAAACCUCAUUUUUGAGGGUCUACAGCCACCUUUGCGUACGUACGAAGGGUACUUCGAGCAUCAAGACGAGUCACACGGUCGCGCUGCUGAAAUCAAGAAGUUUUCUAAGGCGAUGGCCAAAGUGAACAAGAAUCCCAGUGAUAAGACGGCAACCAACAUCGCCAUGCCACCGGUCUUGCGCUUUCCUGGAACAGACAGACAAUACUUGCUCAAGCGUGAACUUGGAGCUGGGGCGUUUGCCCCGGUAUACCUCAUUGAGAACGUCGCUGUUGAAGAUGGGCCUGAGUCAGAUGAUGCACCUAAAGCCGUUAUGGGCAAAGGAGCAUUCGACAGCGCAGCUCGAAGACCCCUUGAAGCAUUAAAAAUGGAAGAUCCUCCCUCAGCAUGGGAGUUUUACAUCAUGCGUCAGGCAAAACGACGUCUCGGUGUCUCCCGAGCCGCAGAAAGCAUUGUCAGCGCCUACGAAAUGCACAUUUACGCAGACGAAUGCUAUCUCAUCGAGGAGUACCGCGACCAAGGUACACUUCUAGAUCUCAUAAAUAUUGCACGUGCAGACGCCACGACAACAGGAGGAGUCAUGGACGAAACACUCUGCAUGUUCUUCUCUAUCGAGCUGUUCCGUACUAUUGAAGCCUUACAUUCAAAGGGCAUCUUGCAUGGGGAUUUAAAAGCGGAUAACUGUCUAGUUCGCCUCGACCAACUGUCUGAUUCCGACGUAUGGUCAGCUAAGUACAGGAAAGAUGGCACGGGAGGCUGGAACAAGAAGGGCAUUGCACUUAUCGACUUCGGGCGAGGCAUCGACAUGAAAGUCUUCCGUCCCGACGUGCAGUUCAUCGCAGACUGGAAGACCGGGCCCCAGGACUGCGCUGAGAUGCGCGAACUUCGUCCUUGGACCUAUCAGAUCGAUUACCACGGCCUGGCCGGGAUUAUCCACUCUAUGCUCUUUGGCAAAUAUAUUGACACGGUAGCGGAUAAAGGCACGGGCAUCGGCGCCGGAGCGCAGAAGCGGUGGAGGAUCAAGGAGGGUCUAAAAAGGUAUUGGCAGACCGAGAUCUGGAGUGCCGUCUUUGAUCUGCUCCUGAACCCUGGGAUGCACGUCGAGAGUGAAGAGGGGAGUCGAUUACCCGUACUCAGGGGAAUGAAGAGUAUUCGGGAACAGAUGGAGACAUGGCUAGAGAGUAAUUCGGAGAGGGGCGUGGGCUUGCAGGCGUUGGUCAGGAAAUUGGAAUGGGCUAUAAAAGAGAAGAGAAGGUGA
Amorphotheca resinae ATCC 22711 is the source of this 3672-nucleotide messenger RNA. RefSeq lists its product as hypothetical. The transcript is spliced from 2 exons. Gene Ontology annotation, molecular function: ATP binding; protein kinase activity. Gene Ontology annotation, biological process: mitotic spindle assembly checkpoint signaling; meiotic sister chromatid cohesion, centromeric; protein phosphorylation. The coding region runs from base 1 to 3672 and encodes 1223 amino acids. The record is from RefSeq and is a predicted model, not a curated record. Lineage: Eukaryota; Fungi; Ascomycota; Leotiomycetes; Helotiales; Amorphothecaceae.